Racocetra fulgida is the source of this 2283-nucleotide messenger RNA. The record is from the annotation of a GenBank genome assembly. NCBI's taxonomy places the organism in Eukaryota, Fungi, Glomeromycota, Glomeromycetes, Diversisporales, Gigasporaceae.
AUGGCUACCUCCAACAUUAAUCAAAAUUUAGAAUGCCCUCCAUUGAAUGUUAUUGACGCACAGUUUGAUCUGGAAAUUUUAUUAAGGCACCGUGAAUUACAGAAAGUAAAGGAAGAAUUGAAAAAAUCUGAAUUAUAUCUUAAUACUUUGAAACAUUGCAUCCUAGAACCUCCUUCAAAUUCACACCGAACUUCGACACUUAAUACCAACACUUGUAAUGAAAGUUUAGGAGUUACUUCGUUGACUCCGACGCGUCACUCAACGCGUAAAAUUUAUUCUACCAGAGAUAAUGAUUAUUUUUAUUAUGAUCCAUGUAAAGAUCUAUACUCACGUAGAAACGAUGGAACUUUCGAUGAAAGUCUAAUACCACCAGGGCAUCCAGCUAGAUCAAGAGUUAUCACUAGGCCACCAUCUCUUCGUACAAUAUUAAGUCAAUCGAAUCUAUCGGCAACUGAACUUAACGAUUCUAAUGAAGUCUCAUUAGUUCGUAAAUCACCUAGUAAUAACGCAAUAAUGUCUUAUUCAGACAAUUCUCCAUUUUUAUCAUGUACUAUGCCUGAUAAUAUACCUGAUAAUAUUACGAAAAUAUCGGAAAAUCGAGCAAUGUUGGGUUCUCCUGAUGGAACGGACUCGGUUUAUUCGUCAGAUGUUGAUGAGGGUGAUACAGGUACAACUACGACUGACAUAGAUUCUUCACCCACAUCUUGUCCGAAUACAAUGAUACUUGACAAUAACCAAUCAGUGAUUAGGUCACCGGAAGAAUUAGAAAAAAAUGAUCAGCUUUCCAAAGAAUCUAUAACGAAUUUGUCAGAGAUACAUCAAGAAGACAAUGUUGAAACUACAAAAAUAAAAACGAAUGUUUCAACUAUGAAUUUAAGCAACGGAAAUGGUGUAGAUUCAGAGCCAAAUGAUGAAAUGAUCACUUCUAGUGUUUCAAUGCCAACAAGUACUCCUAACACAGAUUCAAUGUCAACAAGUACUCCUAACACAGUUGUGCGAGAGCGUAUUGUUAUUGGAAAUGUUUCAAAAUGGAUUGCACCAGAAAAAAGGGAUUUAAGUCUUAGAAAGUAUACACAUAAAUGGAUGGUUUAUGUUACUGGGCCACCUCAUGAUUUGAAUGUUACACCAUUUAUACGAAUGGUUCGCUUUUUCCUUCAUCCAAGUUAUCGACCAUUAGAUGUAGUUGAUGUAACAGAACCACCCUUUCAGCUAACCAGAUUUGGAUGGGGAGAAUUUCCGAUAAGACUUGACAAUACACAUAAUGGAAAGCAACAACUCGGUAAUGAGCGUGCGUUUGAUCUUGAAUUGGACAGAAAUACACAAUUUAUUGAGCCAAAACCAGAAGGACCUAUUAAUCAUACAAUAAAUAUAGUUCAAGAAAUUUCUCAACAAGAUAUAUCAGACAUAAAUAACGUUUCAAUCGAAACUGAAACGGAAGCUACUAAAGAAUUAUUACAGAAAAGGAAAAGCAAUGAUAGGAUUGACCCAGAAACAAUGAGUUCUUUAGAUCCACUAUUAAAUGAGGCAGUUAAAAAUUAUCCAUUGAUUACACCAUUGUCAAUACGAUCAUCUACACUACCUUACGCAACAGCAAAAUCGUCACGUGCAUUUCUUAAUUGGAAUGUUGAACGACGUAAAGGCACGGUUAAUACGGUUAUUAGUUUUAUCAUUAUCACGGACAAAACCUGGCACGAAAUUAAUACAAGUACAUCUAAAAGUGGGAUUGUUCCAACCCCAGCCUAUAAAUGCAAACGAAGGCCACAUUUUUUGGAAACUAAAAAAACCAAAUUAUGUAGUCUUACAUUGGUACAAGAUUUUCUAGAUGAAAAUUAUCAAGAUAAAAAUGGGAAAGGGAAUGAAAUUAAUGAUGAAAACAAUUUAAACAAUAAUGGAAUAACAAUAUCAAAUAAAACAUUAACAGUUGAGGCGGGCAUUGAUUGGAUAUGGGAAGUAGUAGAUCAACUAAAAUUAGAUGGAAUAGUUGCUACCAAAUUAAUUAAGAUUGAUGGGAAAAUCGAUGUGGAGAAUGGUGACAUGAAUGUCGCUAUACAGCAACGUUUAGAAACGGGAAAUUUGAUAUUCCUGUUAGAUGAUCCAUUCACACCUGAAAUCAAUUGGUUUAGUAGUUCGGCGCUUGAUAGUCGUUACAAUUCAUAUCGACAGCGAAUAAAAAAAAUACUUGUUCCCUAUCAUUUACAUCAAGCAAUACAAGCCAAUUUGAAUACAUUUGAUUUUUUGAAUGGCGAAGGUCUGGCGUCCGACAAAAAAAGGAUACAAGAAUAA